AUGGCACCAUUGACACCAUAUAGCUAUAUCCAAUGCCCAUGCUCCGAUUCUAGCCCGGCAGCCGACAGCUCGGCAGCCAAAGGAGAGCCCGACGAUGAUCGAACUUUUGACCCAAGAGCUCCCCGCGCGAACUACAGUCUCUACCCCCUUGAGUAUCUUAACUACUGCGAAGACUGCCAUCAAAUACGAUGCCCCAGAUGUGUCAACGAAGAGAUAGUCACAUAUUACUGCCCUAAUUGCCUCUUCGAGGUACCCAGCAGCAACCUCAAGAGUGAGGGUAAUAGAUGCACAAGAAGCUGCUUCCAGUGUCCAUGUUGCAUUGGGCCUCUUGCUGUGACGAGCCUAGAAACACCCCCCGAUCGAAGUCUUCUCGCUGCUGAAGGUGCCGCCCCUCCAGCCGGACCAUACAUUCUCAGUUGCUCCUACUGCCAAUGGAGCUCUGCCGAGAUUGGGAUCAAGUUCGAUAAGCCGAAUGGAAUAUACCAACAGCUCGCCAAGAUCAACAACGGAGGACAGGCACGUCUGACCGCCAAAGAGUACAAGGAACGCAGGAAAGACAAGGAGGCGUGGGCUGAAACACCGCUGAAGAGCGAGGAUGUUGACCAUGAGCUUCACUUCGCGCAACUCAAGACCUUUUACCAAACCCAACUGGCGAAUUCGAAUCCCCAGGCGGCGGGCCUGUCGUCCUUCAGUGACCUGGGCAUUGCGUCUCCAGGGUCUCUCUCACGCAUCAUGAGCAUCUAUACGGGCACACACACCAGCCACAAACAGUCGCGGAGCAAGAUACCCAUCAUGCGCGAGGCGCUUGACCUGGAUGAUGGUCUGAAGGUUGCCAACCUGGACGAUUCAGCCCGUAUCGCGCAGCUGCGCGAGUCCACGGUCGACGACACGGUCACAGCCGAGCAAAACGCAUCCCAGCCCACACCCGUCCGCUUCGCCUCCGAGCUCCGCCCGAUUCCCUACCUUCUACGCACGAAGCGAUCCAAGCGCUGUCCGCUCUGUCGACACAUUAUCAGCAAGCCCGAGGCCAAGAUCUCCAACACGCGCUUCCGUAUCCGCCUCGUCGCGGGGAGUUACAUCCCCACCAUUUCCAUACGGCCGCUUCACUCCGAAGCUGGUAACAUUCCCUCAGCGAUGCGGCCUCCUGUGCCUCAGGAGCUCUGGCUCGCGCCCCUCAAGCCGGCGCAGUACCUUCUCACGUUCAAGAAUCCCAUUUUUGAGGCGGUCAAGGUGACCCUCGCGACACCGGCGAAAACGCCGGGACGAUUCCCCAGCACUGUGACGGUGCUGUGCCCUCAGUUCGAGAUUGACGCCAACACCGACAUGUGGGACGACGCGCUCAAAGGCGAGGAAAGGCGGCGCAGGGGCGAGGAGGGGGCUGCAGGGCAGCAGCAGCCCGAGCCGGGCAAGAUCUGGGAAAGGGGGCGGAACUGGGUAAGCGUGGUUGUGGAGGUCGUGCCGGCCUCGUUGAGGCUGGAUCUCGUGACGGCGGGUCCAGACGGCGGAGAGCCCGACAGGAACCCACUGAAGGAGGACGAGGAUGUGCUGGAGAUACCCAUGUUUGUGCGGAUUGAGUGGGAGGCUGAGGCGCAGAACGAGGUGGGCGCAGCGCCCGGCAAGGAGAAAGAGGCCAAGGAGAAGCGCGAGUUGGCAUAUUGGUGCGUACUCGGGGUGGGAAGGAUAAGCCAGACAUAG
Molecule: messenger RNA, 1695 nt
Organism: Verticillium nonalfalfae
Lineage: Eukaryota; Fungi; Ascomycota; Sordariomycetes; Glomerellales; Plectosphaerellaceae
Gene: DCTN4
Product: Dynactin subunit 4
Exons: 2
Coding region: 1-1695 (564 amino acids)
Cellular component (GO): dynactin complex
Source: RefSeq, a predicted model, not a curated record